AUGGAUCCCGGUCUUGAUAAAUUUUUCUCUGUUCUCGGUGUUUUGAUUUGCAUUGUCGGUUCCGUCGGAAAUCUAUCCGUGCUGCUGGCCUUUCUCGUGCAGCGUCGUCUGAGAACGAAGGUCAAUGGCCUUCUGGUGAGUUUGGUUGUCUCUGGUCUCCUGCUAACGGGAAUCUCGAUGCCUCUUGAGGUGGAACUGCAUAUUAGAUCAGAAUUCAUUCACGGUCUCGUCACUUGCGAAUUGAUAUACGCCACUCACCUUAUAGCCUUAACAUCUUCGUCGCUUAACCUGCUGGUCAUCAGCAUCUAUCGCUACCUUACUAUUGCAUACCCGUUCUUCAUGAACCGUGUAAGCCAAAACCACAUCGCAUUAACAAUCACAGUGGUUUGGCUCUACUCAGGAAUCACUAGUUUUUUGCCAUUGAUGGGCUGGCGGAGUGUUCCAACAAGUAUUUCGGGCAAUUUCUGUAAUUUUUCCUUUGAGGUAGAAUACAUUCUUUUCGUCAUGAGUGUAAACUGGUUGUUACCGGCGAUGCUCGUUUUUGUUUUCUAUGGACUGAUCUUCCGAAUCGCCCGAAUUCAAGCCAUCAAGAUCCUAGAGCACCAAGUGCUGGCGGAAUACGAGCGAGUUCGCAGUCCACUCAUCAAGGGAGCUAAAACGUUGGCCAAGAUUGCUGCUGUCUACAUCAUAUGCUGGUUUCCUUACGUAAUUUAUGUCAUCAUCACAAACUCCCUUGGAAGGCAUUUGUUACCUUAUGAAGUGCAUUAUACGUUUGUAUUCCUUUGUUAUGCGAGCGCUGCGAUAAACCCGAUUUUGUAUGGGUGGCUUCGUAACGAUUUCCGAGAGGUGUUUAGUAAAAGUACUGCAAGAGCCUGCAGUUGGCCCCGGGAAGUAUUCCAAAGCCUCGUUCGCUCGUUUCGUAGGAUUAUUGCAUCUCUUUACGGAGAUGGGAGAGAGAGUUCUUGGCAAAAGAAGGAAGGCGGGUACCGCUCGCAUCGCAGGCGAUCGGCAUCUGGAAGUUCUUCAGCUUAUCAACUACAAACCGCCGCUACUGUCGUUUGA
Messenger RNA from Porites lobata, 1062 nucleotides. The record is from the annotation of a GenBank genome assembly. Lineage: Eukaryota; Metazoa; Cnidaria; Anthozoa; Scleractinia; Poritidae.